Paracoccidioides lutzii Pb01 is the source of this 1407-nucleotide messenger RNA. Its product is annotated as squalene monooxygenase. The transcript has 3 exons. Gene Ontology annotation, cellular component: membrane; endoplasmic reticulum. Gene Ontology annotation, molecular function: flavin adenine dinucleotide binding; squalene monooxygenase activity. Gene Ontology annotation, biological process: ergosterol biosynthetic process. Bases 1 to 1407 code for a protein of 468 amino acids. The record is from RefSeq and is a predicted model, not a curated record.
AUGACCGCUAAUGGCAUCACCAAAUCCCCUAGAGUGUACUCCGACGAGAACGAGCGGCGGCGAUAUGAACACCACGAAGCUGACGUUGCGAUAGUGGGUGCUGGAGUUGCUGGCUGUGCUCUGGCCGUCGCAUUGGGGAAACAAGGGCGCAGCGUGGUCCUCCUAGAGAGGUCGUUGAAGGAACCAGACCGUAUUGUAGGCGAACUAUUACAACCGGGAGGAGUGAGGGCUCUGGAGAAGCUGGGGCUGAAGCACUGUCUUGAAGAUAUCGAUGCGAUUGAGUGCAAGGGUAUGGACGUGAUAUAUCACGGGGACGAAGUUCCUAUCCCUUAUCCGAAGGAUGAACACGGGGUUCCGUUUACCGGUCGUUCUUUUCAUCAUGGUCGCUUCAUCAUGCGCCUCCGUGAUGCGGCCAGGAAGACACCUAACGUCACAAUUUUUGAGACUACGGCUGUCUCUGUGAUCCACUCGUCAACGGAUGAUGAGGCGCUUGGUGUGCACUGCAUUACGGAUGGGCAGAAGGACUACUUCUUCGCUCCCCUCACCUUCAUUGUGGACGGAUACGCUUCCAAAUUCCGCAAGCAAUAUCUGACCACAAUACCGAAAGUGAAGUCAAAAUUCUGGGGUCUGGAGUUGAUUGACGCAGAACUUCCUCGGAAAAAUUUUGGCCAUGUCGUACUACCUGAUGGGCCCCCCAUCCUUCUGUAUCAGAUCGGUACGCACGAGACCAGAAUAUUGGUUGAUAUCCCCGAAAACCUACCAUCUGCGUCGCUGCAGAACGGUGGUGUCAAGGGUCAUUUACGAAAUAACGUCCUCCCGUCCCUCCCCGAAUGCGUACAACCUGCUUUUGCGAAGGCCCUUGACAAAGGGGCCCUGCGAUCUAUGCCCAAUUCCUUCCUCCCCCCCACCACGAACAAGACUCCUGGUCUAGUAUUUAUUGGCGAUUCACUGAAUAUGCGACACCCAUUGACUGGAGGUGGCAUGACAGUUGCCUUUAACGACGUGGUCACUCUCUGUAACCUCCUUAGCCCCGAGAACGUCCCUAGAUUAUCAAACAAACAACAGGUUCUUAAACAAAUGUCUAAGUUCCACUGGGAAAGAAAAGGGUUAACGACUGUCAUUAAUAUCCUAGCGCAAGCGUUAUAUUCUCUCUUUGCUGCGGAUGACCCCUACCUUGAAGUCCUCCAAAGAGGUUGCUUCCGCUAUUUCCAGCUGGGCCUGGUUGAUGGACCCAUCAGCCUCCUCGCGGGGGUCAACCCGCACCCGUGGAUCCUCAUCAAACAUUUCUACUCAGUUGCCUUCCUCUCAAUAUGGGAUGCUUUAUCGUUUUCUGGACUGCUUGUCGAGUCAUCUUCCCUUUUAUAUUCGCUGAGAUUAGAUAUUAAAGCAGAAGUUAAAGAAAGUUAG